CAUGUCCCGUAAAUAAGUAUGGUCCGAUGUGUAGCUUCGACUGCUUGUGCAAGAACGGUGGAACGUGUGAGCCAGUCUCUGGAGAAUGCCAAUGUCCUGCAGGUUUUUUUGGCGCUCUGUGCACUGAAGAAUGCCCUCUAGGCCGCUUCGGAGUCAACUGUAUGAGUCUUUGUCUGUGCAUGAACGGAGGUAUGUGCAGCCCUGUAAAUGGCAGCUGCACCUGCGCGGCUGGAUGGCACGGUGCCAGCUGUGAAAAGGUGUGUGACAAAGGCACAUUCGGCGUAGACUGUGCACAAACGUGCAACUGCUUCGACGACGUGUCUUGCGACCCGGUUUCUGGCGAGUGCAUCUGCUCACCAGGCUUGCAAGGGGCUCGAUGCGAUCAGCCCUGCGGUAACGGUACUUACGGCGCCGGUUGCAUGGGAAUGUGUGCCUGCAAGAACAACUCAACCUGUAAUCCCGUGACAGGUAUCUGUUCGUGUCCUCCUGGGUGGACAGGCAUUCACUGCAAUCUUCCCUGCCCUGACGGAUAUUUCGGUCGUAACUGCAGUCAGGCAUGCGACUGUGGCACAGUACCGGAUGCGAUGUUGAGCAAAUGCCAUCAUGUCACAGGCGAAUGUCAAUGUCCACCUGGAUGGACGGGGCCAGACUGUCGAACUCCGUGCCCUCCAGACCGUUGGGGAGACAGGUGCUCGGAAAAGUGCGAGUGUCAAAACGGAGGCUCUUGCGACCCCAUUUCUGGCAUGUGUUCUUGUCAACCUGGUUGGCGAGGUAGGACGUGUGACAAGGAGUGCACAAUGGGACUGUACGGUUUCAACUGCGCCCAACAUUGCCACUGUUUAAACAACGCAACCUGUAACCCAAAGACUGGCGAGUGCCAAUGCCAGCCAGGAUGGAUGGGAACCGCUUGCGAGUUCAAAUGUCCGUCAGGCUACUUUGGCACCAGCUGUCAAGGAAAUUGCAUUUGUAAGAACGGCGCGAUGUGCAAUUCGGUUGAUGGCUCUUGCAACUGUCUGCCCGGAUGGACAGAAUGCCCUGAUGAUCAUUUUGGCCAGAACUGUUCCGAGAUCUGCCAGUGUGAACACGGUGCUUCUUGUAAUCACAUAACCGGGUUCUGCAUAUGCAAGCCCGGGUGGCGAGGCAAGCGUUGUCAUCGACCCUGCUUAAAAGGAUAUUUUGGAAGAAACUGUGCGCAAAUGUGCCGCUGCCCUAAAGCGAAUACUUGCGACCACAUUACGGGAUACUGUGCUUGUCCCCCUGGUUAUACCGGUUCAACGUGUACUCUCUUAUGUCCAGUAGGGAAAUAUGGCCAGGACUGCAACAAUAGGUGCAACUGUCCUAGAAACUCUGAAUGCGAUGCGAUUAACGGCCAUUGCUACUGUAAAGCAGGCUACUCUGGCGAAGAGUGCAGUCCUGGCUUGAAAAAUAAUAAUUUAGGCUGCCCUCAGGGAAAAUUCGGUGUAAAUUGUCGAGAAAACUGUACAUGUGAAAAUGGAGCCACAUGCGACGCGGAAAACGGCAGAUGUUUCUGCCCACUUGGUUUCAUUGGAACACGUUGUGAACUCGGCUGUCCCCCUAAUCGUUAUGGAAUCAACUGUGUCGAAGAAUGCCACUGUCUAAACGGUGGCAGGUGUAACCCCACUAGCGGUCAGUGCGCUUGUCCCCCCGGCUUUACGGGAAUCAACUGCCAACAAGUGUGUCCAGAAAACAAGUACGGACCCGGAUGCUCUGAGACGUGUCGCUGUAAGCACGGCGGCCACUGCAACCCUUUAAAUGGAAGCUGUCGAUGUACACUCGGCAGAACCGGUCCUACCUGUGAGCAAGAAUGCCCGGCAAAUCGAUACGGCCCGGAAUGCUCGCUUGAAUGUAGAUGCCAGAAUAAUGCUCAGUGUGACAAGAUCACCGGUUGCUGCGACUGUCCAGACGGUUUCUUCGGCGGCAUGUGCGAAUACAAAUGUCCUGAAGGCACAUAUGGCUGGUACUGUUCGAAAAGUUGUAAAUGCAUGAACAGCGCCACGUGUGAUGCUGCUUCUGGUCAGUGUUUAUGUCCGCCUGGUUUCAUGGGCUCCUACUGUGAAUCAGAGUGCCAGGUUGGGUUCUACGGCGCCGGUUGCCGUUUCCAAUGCGACUGUGGCAAUUUCACUUGUGACAGACUGACUGGAAAAUGCCUUUGUCCCCUCGGCUUGACCGGGCCACGGUGCGCGGAAGCAUGCCGUCCCGGAAGAUUUGGCUUGAAUUGUGAACAGCGCUGUACCUGUUACAAUGGAGCCAGGUGUGAUUUGUUUACCGGCCAGUGUCACUGCGCUGAUGGUUGGUUAGGCCCUACUUGCCAAGAAGAAGAUCAUGAUUACAACGUCAUGCCAAGCAGAGGCGACAUUCCGAAAUUUCCCACUCGAAAUUUCCAUAGGUAGCA
Messenger RNA from Soboliphyme baturini, 2413 nucleotides. Lineage: Eukaryota; Metazoa; Nematoda; Enoplea; Dioctophymatida; Soboliphymatidae. The record is from the annotation of a GenBank genome assembly.